Pieris napi is the source of this 2336-nucleotide messenger RNA. RefSeq names its product sorting nexin-32 (gene Snx6). Gene Ontology annotation, biological process: phagosome-lysosome fusion involved in apoptotic cell clearance. The coding region runs from base 191 to 1465 and encodes 424 amino acids. The transcript has 12 exons. The record is from RefSeq and is a predicted model, not a curated record. NCBI's taxonomy places the organism in Eukaryota, Metazoa, Arthropoda, Insecta, Lepidoptera, Pieridae. Gene Ontology annotation, molecular function: phosphatidylinositol binding.
CUCAAACUUCAAAAUAAGAAUUUAGAAAAGUCAUUUCUAAAAGUUAUUCUCGUUACAAAUAACAAUAUUGCAAACCUUAUAGUUAUUUAAAUAAAGUGUUUUAAUUACCAAUAAUUACUCUUAAGUUUAGUUAUCAUUUCAGAGCGGUCACAGUUUUACAUCCAAACUCUAAUAGAAUUUAUCGCUAAAUAUGAUGGACUGUGUAGAAGAAACUAACAAUGAUCCCCUCACAGCACCAAUAUCUUCUCCAUCAUCAGGAGAUUCUGCUAUGGAUAAAAAGAAACCUAGUGAAAAUGUGUCCUUAGCUGAUAACAGUUUGCUGGUGGAUAUAUCAGAUGCACUCAGUGAAAAGGAGAAAGUAAAAUUUACUGUACAUACCAAAACAACCCUGCCUGAGUUUCAAAAGUCAGAAUUCUUAGUUGUCCGCCAACAUGAGGAAUUUGUAUGGCUCCAUGACAGAUACGAGGAGAAUGAAGAAUAUGCUGGGUAUAUUAUCCCACCAGCACCACCAAGGCCUGAUUUUGAUGCUUCUCGUGAAAAACUGCAGCGUCUCGGAGAAGGGGAAGGUGCUUUAACAAGAGAAGAAUUCCUGAAGAUGAAAGAAGAGUUGGAGGAUGAAUACUUGGCAACAUUCAAGAAAACAGUGGCAAUGCAUGAGGUUUUUCUACAGCGUCUGGCGGCGCACCCUGUGUUCCGUAAGGAUGCCCAUCUUCGCGUAUUUCUAGAAUAUGAGCAAGAUUUGUGCGCAAAACCGCGGGGCAAGAUGGAUCUUAUUGGAGGACUUGUCCGUUCAAUGACAUCAACGACGGAUGAAAUAUACCUUGGAGCGACUGUUCGUGAUGUCAACGAUUUCUUUGAACAAGAGACUGCUUUUCUACAAGAGUAUUAUUCACAUCUCAAAGAGGCUGUGGCGAGGGUGGACCGGAUGACGGCAAAACACAAGGAAGUAGCAGAUGCUCACAUAAAGCUGUCAUCUUGUAUCACACAAUUGGCGACUCGAGAGCAGCCUCCCACCGAGAGAUUCCUUACACGCGCCGCUGACACGUUUGACAAGUGCCGGAAAAUCGAAGGUCGUAUGGCAUCAGACCAGGAUCUCAAGUUGGCUGAUACACUCCGAUACUAUAUGAGGGACACCCAUGCCGCUAAAGCAGUGCUCGUUAGACGUCUGAGAUGUCUUGCAGCCUACGAAGCUGCUAAUAGGAAUCUCGAACGCGCCAGAGCUAAGAAUAAAGAUGUUCACGCCCCCAUGGAAGUACAAGAGGCGGAACAAGCUCAAUCCGAAGCCUGCGCCAAGUUUGAGCAGCUCUCAGCGCGCGCUCGGGAAGAACUCAUCGACUUUAGGACCAGACGUGUUGGGGCUUUUAAAAAGAGCCUUGUAGAACUAGCUGAACUGGAGAUAAAACAUGCUCGUGCGCAGCAGGAACUAUUCAGGAAAUCACUGCAAAUGUUAAAGGAGUGUCAAUAAAUAGAUAUAAGGAUUAUGUGCAAUUUUUGUUAAUUAUAUAAAUGUUUCUAAGGGAGAAAUAUGUAUUCGCAUUGUAUGUAGUUAUUUACGUGAAAAUAUUUAUCAUUUCCGAAAUAAACGCAGGUUUGUCAAUACAACUUUGCAGCAAAGACGAGAUAGUAUAAUAAAUAAUUCCAUAAAAUUUUAUAAAUAACCUGCGUUUUAUACUUAAAAUAUUAUUAAGUUAAACGAUAACUGAUGUAUGCCUUGAUCACAAUAUUUAAAUCCAGUAUUAUAUGGAACGCAACAAUAUCUCAUUAAUAAAGUAUGAUUUUGAGAACUACCCACCUUGCAACUUUAGAGGGUAGACGACCAAUACUAGAAUAAAUAUUGUGAUCAAGUAUUUUUAUACGUAAACUUUGUAAACUUAUAAUUAUUGGACCCGAUUUCUGGAAUCGCUUAGUGGGACGUGGGCUGCAGUACGGGUCAGAUUAGCUUGUGGAACUAUUUGUGACACUAUGUCUCUCUUAUGUAUUAGUCACAUUCCGCUAUAAAUUUAAGGUUUUUUUUGAUAAAGUACUGAUGUUUCUAUAAUUUUUCUCUAUGCUUUAAGCUUUUUAAUAAUGGCUCUUACAUUCAGGUCUGGGGUCAUAUUGUCGUCAAUUUUUUUUAAUGCAAUAAAGAUCAAAGAGAGAGAAGACCUUUUAUCUUUGACUUUUUUAAGUGCGCCCAUUUUUGUAACAGCAUUAAAAGUCAUUUUGAAAUUAUAUGUGUUGAAAUGUUUUUGUCUAUAUUGUAUUAAAAUUAUCUAGUAAUUUAAAUUGUUUUCGGCCAAAUUUAAAGUAUUGUUAGUUAUUUUGAAUGUAAGAAAUAUACGAAUUAUACUUGUAAA